UCCUCACAUUUGUUAAACAUGGCAUACCUUUCUUUUACCAUCACAACUCUCUACAUAUACAGUAUUACUGCACUGCCAAUAUAUGCAUCACAGAUACCAAACAAAAACACUUUACAAACCUACAUUAUUCAUGUCGAGCCACCUGAGACACACCUUAUGUCUCAAUCUCAUUCUCAGUCCGAAGAUCUAGAGAGCUGGUACCGCUCUUUUCUCCCGGCUACCACAGCUAGCACGAGUGAGGACGAGGCGCAUCUAGUCUACUCAUACCGCCACGUGUUUAAGGGAUUUGCUGCUAGGCUUUCACCCAACCACAUCAAGGACAUGGAGAAGAAGAAAGGUUUCAUCUCGGCACGGCCUCAGAAACCCCUGUCUCUGCAUACAACACACUCUCCCAACUUCUUGGGGUUGAACCAGAACACAGGCUUUUGGAAACACUCCAAUUAUGGUAAAGGUGUGAUUAUUGGAGUGUUGGACACCGGAGUACUUCCUGAACAUCCGUCCUUCAGUGACAAGGGGAUGUCUCCGCCACCAGCUAGGUGGAAGGGGAAGUGCCAAUUCAACCACACAACAUGCAACAACAAAAUCAUUGGAGCAAGAUACUUCAGUGCCAACGACCAAAGCCCACUCGAUGAUAUUGGCCAUGGCACUCACACUGCGAGCACUGCUGCUGGGAAUUUCGUUGAAGGGGCGAAUGUUUUUGGCAGCGCCAACGGCACAGCUUCAGGAAUUGCACCACAUGCUCAUCUAGCCAUCUACAAAGUAUGCUGUAGUGAUAGUGAUAUCCUUGCCGGGAUGGACGCUGCUGUUGAAGACGGAGUGGAUGUGCUAUCACUUUCUCUAUCUGCGGACUCAGAAUACUUGUAUGACAAUGCUAUUGCAAUCGGUGCGUUUAGCGCGAUGGAGAAGGGCAUCUUUGUUAGCUGCUCGGCUGGAAAUGCGGGUCCAAGGCACUGGAAUCUAAUAAAUGGGGCACCUUGGAUCCUCACAGUUGGAGCAAGCACUAUAGACAGAAAAGUGGGAGCAAGAGCAAUGUUGGGAAAUAACCAACAAUUGGAAGGCCAGUCAGCUUUUCAACCAAAGAAUGUUCCAAAAAAGCUCUUCCCUCUUGUUUAUGCAGGGAUGUUCAACGCUUCCGACGAAUACGCGCCUUACUGCGUCAACGAUUCACUUAGCCAUAGCAACAUCCGAGGGAAAAUACUGGUGUGUGAGUGUGAAUAUGGGAUAAUAUCACCAAUCGAAAUGGGGGAAGCAGUAAAGAACGGUGGUGGUGCCGGCAUGAUCGUCUUAAAUUCUGAGGCAUACGCAAACAUCACCUUCUCGGAAGCCCACGUCCUUCCGACCACACACCUCAGCUAUGCAGACGGGUUGAAGAUCAAAGCAUACAUUAAUUCGACAAGAAAGCCAACCGCCACUAUUUCCUUCCAGGGCACAUUAAUAGGCGAUGAUCAUCACGCACCUGCAGUUGCUGCAUUUUCCUCCAGGGGACCUAACUAUCCCAGCCCUGGAAUCCUGAAACCAGACAUUUUAGGCCCUGGAGUCAAUAUCCUUGCAGCAUGGCCCACCUCUGUUGAAAACAAACACAACACAGAAUCCAAUUUCAACAUAGUUUCAGGCACCUCAAUGUCGGCCCCACACCUGAGCGGCGUGGCGGCUCUGCUGAAAAGCGCGCAUCCUGAUUGGUCCCCUGCUGCGAUCAAGUCCGCCAUCAUGACAACUGCAGACGUCGUGAACCUCGCUCAUAAUCCGAUUGAGGACGAGAAGUCCCUUCCAGCCGACAUCUUUGCCACGGGGGCAGGCCAAGUGAAUCCAUCAAGAGCUAAUGAUCCGGGGCUCGUCUACGACAUCCUGCCCAAAGAUUACAUUCCAUACCUUUGCGGUUUGAACUACACGAACCGCCAGGUUGGAAUUUUUCUACAGAGGAGGGUGAAUUGCUCAGUGGAAUCGAGGAUACCGGAAGGCCAGCUGAACUAUCCUUCCUUCUCCGUUAUUUUCCAUGGCCAAUUGACUUCACAGGUUUACACGAGGAUUGUGACUAACGUCGGGGAGCCAGACUCAUCUUACCGCGUCGUGAUAUCCGCGCCACGUGGCGUUGAUGUCAAAGUUGAGCCGGCCACACUCGAGUUCACAAAGCGAAACCAGAAAAUGAAGUACGAGGUUACGUUCAAACUACUCGCGUCUGCUCCAAAUGUCACGUUUGUUCAAGGGUUCUUGAAAUGGACUUCUUCAAAGCACUCUGUGCGGAGCCCUAUAGCUAUCUCCUUGCCAUCUUCUAGUCAGUUCUAAGUUGUACUAUUUGAUUACUAUAAAUUAUGUUGUUUCCAGCAAUAUCAGUUGAGCAUUCACUGUUGGGUAAACUUCCAUUUUUAAUUUUCA
Messenger RNA from Salvia hispanica, 2373 nucleotides. The record is from RefSeq and is a predicted model, not a curated record. NCBI's taxonomy places the organism in Eukaryota, Viridiplantae, Streptophyta, Magnoliopsida, Lamiales, Lamiaceae.